Molecule: messenger RNA, 2982 nt
Organism: Antechinus flavipes (yellow-footed antechinus)
Lineage: Eukaryota; Metazoa; Chordata; Mammalia; Dasyuromorphia; Dasyuridae
Gene: VAC14
Product: VAC14 component of PIKFYVE complex
Exons: 19
Coding region: 139-2478 (779 amino acids)
Biological process (GO): positive regulation of kinase activity; phosphatidylinositol biosynthetic process
Cellular component (GO): endosome membrane; PAS complex
Source: RefSeq, a predicted model, not a curated record
GAAGGAGGCGGCGGCGGCGCCCAUGAGGCAGCGGCAGCGUGGGGCGGGCGAGCGCGGAGCCAGAGCCGCAGACGUCCCCGCCGGGCCCCCGGGGCCCCGCUCCUUGUCCCCGUCCUCUCGCUCGUCCUCGCCGCAGCCAUGAACGCGGAGAAGGACUUCGCGCCCCUCACGCCCAACAUCGUGCGCGCCCUCAACGACAAGCUGUACGAGAAGAGAAAGGUGGCGGCGCUGGAAAUCGAGAAGCUAGUUCGAGAGUUUGUGGCCCAGAAUAAUGCAGUUCAAGUUAAACACGUGAUCCAGAUUCUGUCCCAGGAAUUUGCCCUCUCUCAGCACCCUCAUAGCCGGAAAGGGGGCCUCAUCGGGCUGGCAGCCUGCUCCAUUGCAUUGGGCAAGGACUCUGGAUUGUACCUGAAGGAGUUGAUUGAGCCUGUGCUGACCUGUUUCAAUGAUGCUGAUAGCCGGCUGCGCUACUAUGCCUGUGAAGCCCUGUACAACAUCGUCAAGGUGGCCCGGGGCUCGGUCCUGCCCCACUUCGAUGUGCUUUUUGAUGGGCUGAGCAAGUUGGCCGCUGAUCCAGAUCCCAAUGUGAAAAGUGGCUCCGAGCUCCUGGACCGCCUCCUAAAGGACAUUGUGACUGAAAACAACAAGUUUGACCUGGUGAGCUUCAUCCCCUUGCUGCGUGAGAGGAUUUACUCCAACAAUCAGUACGCCCGGCAGUUCAUCAUCUCCUGGAUCCUGGUUCUCGAGUCCGUGCCUGAUAUUAACCUGUUAGAUUACCUACCUGAGAUCCUCGAUGGGCUCUUCCCCAUCCUGGGAGACAACAGCAAAGAAAUACGGAAAAUGUGUGAGGUGGCUCUUGGAGAAUUCUUAAAAGAAAUUAAAAAGAAUCCCUCCAGCGUCAAGUUUGCCGAGAUGGCCAACACCCUGGUGAUUCACUGCCAGAACUCAGACGAUCUGAUCCAGCUCACGGCGAUGUGCUGGAUGAGGGAAUUCAUCCAGCUGGCUGGCCGGGUGAUGCUGCCCUACUCCUCGGGCAUCCUGACAGCCGUUUUGCCCUGCCUGGCCUAUGACGACCGGAAGAAAAGCAUCAAGGAGAUGGCCAAUGUGUGCAACCAGAGCCUGAUGAAGCUGGUCACCCCUGAGGACGACGAGCCGGACGAGCCCAGGCCUAGGGCCCUGGGCCAUCCCGAGACCAGCCCCGACGACUCUCUGGCCAAACAGGAGGUGACCGCCAAUGGCUGCUUGGAUGCUUCCUGUGACUCCAGCUUCAGUGUCUUCACUCCAGCCAGCUCCGAAGGGCUACCAGUGACGCUGAACCUCGAUGAGAUCAUGCAGGUACUGAACUGCCACCUCCAUGACCCAGCCAUUGGGAUGAUGACCAGGAUCGCUGUCCUAAAGUGGCUCUACCACUUGUAUAUCAAGACUCCCCGGAAGAUGUUCCGACAUACAGAUAACCUUUUCCCCAUCCUACUUCGCACCUUGUCAGAUGAAUCAGAUGAGGUCAUCCUGAAGGACUUGGAGGUUUUGGCAGAAAUCGCAUCGUCCCCUGCGGGCCAAACAGAAGGUGCUGGCCCCUUCGACAGCCCCAACCUGCGGGUCAACCACUCGGAUCUGCAGGCGCCCGCCUCCGGCAGAGCCAGCCUGCUGGGCCCCCCCGGUUCCAGAGGUCUCGAGUGUUCGCCUUCCUCUCCCACCAUGAAUUCUUACUUUUACAAGUUCAUGAUCAACUUGCUGAAGAGGUUCAGCAGCGAGCGCAAACUCCUGGAGAGCAGAGGAGCCUUCAUCAUCAGGCAGCUGUGUCUACUGUUGAACGCCGAAAACAUCUUCCACUCUAUGGCCGACAUCCUCCUUCGAGAAGAAGACCUCAAAUUUGCCUCGACGAUGGUUCACACGCUCAACACUAUCUUACUGACCUCCACAGAGCUCUUCCAGCUAAGAAACCAGCUCAAGGACCUGAAGACUCUGGAGAGCCAGAGCCUGUUCUGCUGCCUGUACCGCUCCUGGUGCCACAACCCCGUCACCACCGUGUCCCUCUGCUUCCUCACCCAGAACUACCGGCACGCCUACGACCUCAUCCAGAAGUUCGGCGAUCUGGAGGUCACUGUGGACUUCCUCACCGAAGUGGACAAGCUGGUGCAACUGAUCGAGUGCCCCAUUUUCACAUACCUGCGCCUGCAGCUGCUGGACGUGAAGAACAACCCCUACCUGAUCAAGGCCCUGUACGGGCUGCUCAUGCUUCUCCCCCAGAGCAGUGCCUUCCAGCUCCUGUCCCACCGCCUGCAGUGCGUGCCCAACCCGGAGCUCAUGCAGACCGAGGAUAGUGUGAAGACGGCCCCCAGCUCCCGGAAGGCGGACGCCCCCAGCAUCGACUACGUGGAGCUCCUGCAGCACUUUGAGAGGGUCCAGAACAAGCACCUGGAGAUGAGACACCAGCGGAGCGGGCGUGGGGACCAGCUGGACCGCAGGAUCGUUCUCUGAGCCCUUGGCACCCACAGCUUGGGGCAGAGGACCACUUGUGGCCUUCACCAAGUCCUCCCCGGGACCCUAGCGGGGAGCUGGGCGGGUGUGGCCAGGCCGCCCCCCAGCCAAAUAGGAAGCCCGUUCCAGGGCACAGGAAGCAUCGCCUGCCCCUGCUGCCCGCUUCUCUGCCCCAUGCCCGGGGGGACCGGGCUGGCUGCGGCUCCCCGGCCCUUCCCGGCUGGGCUGGAGCAGCGGCGGCUCCCUGUGGGCGGCCUGAGAUGUGCCCCUCCACUCAGAAGUACCCCCACCCGCAAUCAGCCUCUUUGUGACCAGCCCCUUGGGCUUGGAUCGAGAGCAGGGCUCGGCCGCCCCUCCCCGAAGCCCCGAUCUCCGGCAUGUAGGUGUCUCUGCACACGUGUAUGUAUAUAUUCUGGCUCCGAUCUCGUCUCCACCUGGGCCACGGAGGUUUGUAUGGAAUGAUGGAGAUCUCCCCCCAAAAUAAAGGAAUGACGCUAAAUUCUA